AUGUUGCAUUGUGUUAUUGUGCUGUGGCAUCGUGAUGUGAUGUUGCAUUGUGUUAUCGUGCUGUGGCAUCGUGAUGUUGCAUUGUGUUAUCGUGCUGUGGCAUUGUGUUGUUGCGAUGUUGCAUUGUGUUAUCUCAAAUGGGUACUCUCUUAUGAAGGUUUGAUAUUUGCUUGCACGCUCCUCGGAUUGGCUGCGUCUAACCUGAAUGAAAAAGGCAGGCUGUUCUUGGACCUGAUAGAAUCUGUCUCCGCCACUGUUAUUGCAGUAGUUCGCUGGUUUCUAUGGACAACGCCAGUUGGCGUAAUCAGUCUUAUCGGCGUGUCCCUAGCAAGUGCCGAACAUGUUGGUGAAGUUUUUUCACGACUUGGUUUAUUCAUAGCAUCCAUAACAGCGGGGAUAAUCUUUCAACAGUUGGUGCUGAUGUCUGGAGUAUACUUUGCUUUAACACGACGGAACCCCUACAAGUACUUAAUCAGCAUUGCUCGACCCUGGAUGAUAUCAUUUGCCUCGACUACAACAGCCGUGGCUAUUCCUGAGAUGCUUGCGGCUUGUGAAGACAAGAAUAGGAUAGACAAGAGGGUGUCAAGAUUUGUUAUACCGUUUAGUGUGACCAUCAACCGAAGUGGGAGUGCUCUGUACAUCUCUGGAGCUACAGUGUUUGUUGCAAAUGUAACUGGAACAGAACUUCAUAUAGGGGAUGUCCUACUCAUAUGGUUAAGUAGUGAUAACCGUAUUGAUCUUAUUAUGCAAUAA
Messenger RNA from Mercenaria mercenaria, 753 nucleotides. Its product is annotated as excitatory amino acid transporter 3-like. Gene Ontology annotation, molecular function: L-glutamate transmembrane transporter activity; neutral L-amino acid transmembrane transporter activity; glutamate:sodium symporter activity. Bases 1 to 753 code for a protein of 250 amino acids. Gene Ontology annotation, biological process: L-glutamate transmembrane transport. Gene Ontology annotation, cellular component: plasma membrane. NCBI's taxonomy places the organism in Eukaryota, Metazoa, Mollusca, Bivalvia, Venerida, Veneridae. The transcript is spliced from 4 exons. The record is from RefSeq and is a predicted model, not a curated record.